Theileria parva strain Muguga is the source of this 6313-nucleotide messenger RNA. RefSeq lists its product as uncharacterized. The transcript is spliced from 5 exons. NCBI's taxonomy places the organism in Eukaryota, Apicomplexa, Aconoidasida, Piroplasmida, Theileriidae. The coding region runs from base 99 to 6287 and encodes 2062 amino acids. The record is from RefSeq and is a predicted model, not a curated record.
AUUAUUUUAUAUAUAAAAAUAAUGUUAAAUUUUUAUCAAUUUUAAAGAUUUUUAUAUAAUUUCUCUAUUUCUGUAAAAUAGAUCAUAAAUAAGUAAUAAUGGAGUUAAAUGACUUAUCAGAAAGCCAGAAGGAGCUAUUACACCCGCUUCUUAGGCUUAAAACAGACGUUUCAUUGGAUUCAUUGGUGGUUUUGAGGGAUGUUUUCCAAGAUCUGUCCGAAUCCUAUAGUACAUUCGCAGCUUCAAUAAAGGACACAGAACAAAAAUUACUAACAUGUUAUAAUAUAGCCUCUUCUGGUAGUUUAACGCCACAAGCUUCCGAAGCAUUGCUGAUGGUUAGAGGAAAUACACCUAAUUUAUCAAACGUUAUACUAUCGGCAACUGCAGAACAAACUGGAGUAUUGACAGUGAUGCGGAGCAUGUUGAGCUUCUUGAACCACGUUUAUGAGGAAGCUAACCAGUUUUCAGCCUCCUUGGAUAAGUCAGUAGUGGUGCCCCUAACAUCAUUUUCAAACGAAUAUCUGAAGACGUUUGGCAAGGAUGAAAACAGAGCGUUUCGACAAGAUAUUUCAGGCUUCAUCCCAAAGCUUAAGGAGUUUAAAAACUCGCCUAAUUACUCCCAUAGUAAUAUACGUAAAUACGUUGAUGUAGUACUCAAAUCACAUAAGGAGCUCCAGGAUUGUUUAGCAUACGAGUCACAACUCGCACAGUACCUGGCCUCAGACGACCAGGUUGAUACCAAGCUAAUUUCAAAAGCGAAAAAUAGGACAGUGAGAGCUAAGGUUGCACUUGGAAAUAAUAUACAAAACUUGUUUACAAACGCACCUGAGCUCAGGGAAAUUGUAGAUUUCAAAAACGCAGAUGUGGAUGUACUCUCACAAAUCAGUAAGGUUUCCAAAAAGCAAGCGGAUGUUGUGUCACAGUUGUCGAGAGUUAACGAUAAAACUAAUAAUUCAACUACAGGGGAAAGUCCAUCCGAGUACCAUUCUAAUUUCUGUACUUUGGAGAGGAAGAGGUUGGAUCUAUUCUCUACCUGUUUUCAGCACUGGAUGGACAAACACGCUAAAUACAAAAAGGGAGUGUACUCACAGUUGGAAGUGAUGUGGAAUGAAGUGGUGAAGUUCUCACCAAACAACGAUUUUAAAAGGUUUGAAUCAUGCCUCUCGGGACAAACAGUUGAAUCUGAGCCAGUACACUCAAGGUCCGUUCCAACGGAUGACCCAUACGAAGGAUUAUGGAUUCCACCGACCCCAGGUCCAAUAGAUUCUGAAACUCAAGCACCAGCAGAAAACACACCCAUGAGUUCAGAACGUGCUAAAGAAGAUCAAAUGACCAGCACUGUUGUAGAAAGUUAUGAAUCAGGAAAUGUAUCUGACGAAGAAUUCGAUACAGCUUUAGAUAACACGAGUUAUAGCUCCCCAAGCGCCAACAAUAUUUAUGAUACCAGUUAUUCCAGCGGAAACCGUCUAGAAAAUGAUCAAAAAAACGCUAAAGAUACAUAUAAUUUAUAUAAGAUUACAGGGAAUGAGUUUGAUCAACGCAGUGAUUCAAAAUAUACACCAACAGAAAUUUCAAAGGGGAAUGAAUCUGACAUCAUGGAAUUAACCACCACAACGCUCCUAAAUGUUACAGUUCCAAUACACACAAAAUCACCAUCGCACUUAAACGACUCACCAAACAGGGUUAAUGUUGGGGAUACGGAUAGAAACAAUGGUAAAUUGGUUAAUGCUGAUGAAACUAAGGACCCUGAACCUAGGCAGAAUAUGAAGCUGCUUAGAUUAGAGUCAAAUUAUCUCGAUUCUGAUGAGUAUGGUAGUUUUAUCGACCACGUGGAACGAAACAGUGUUGCAGCUCAUAAAGAAUCUAAAACCGAAGUACUUGAAUCACAAGUUGAAGAGAAUCAAGGUGAUAAGGAAGAAGAACCAGCUGAAGAAGUUGGGCAACAACAGUAUAGAAAUGAAGAUAGUAAACCCACUGAUGAGGGAUUUGAUUCACCCAAAACAGAAAAUAAGGAAGAAAAGUUUAAACAUAUAAAUCCAGGAGUAAUAGGAGAUCCUAAACGUAUAUUGAGAAUAACACGACGUAGAUUAGAUGAACAUAUGUUGUCCCUGUUUAAUAAAUGCAGAGAAAGAAGGCUGGAGUCACAAUUUGAUUGGCUAAGUGAUGAUAUAAGUGACAUAGUAAAAUUGGUGGAAGACUACAAUUCGUACCCGAUUAUCGAUUAUGACAAACUUUCGAAAAAAAUUAAAAAGUCAGAUUCACCUAAAUCCGUUAAAAGUCCCAGGUCGGAAGAUGGAUUCGUUGAGUUGUCAGAUAGAGCUGUCCUACGAACGUUACCAUAUUCACUAUACGAUAAUUAUAUGAACGAAGACCAAUGGACAAUAUUUUCCCUUGAAAUGUUAAUACUACUGCACCAGUACGUGUCUGCAUUUAUUAAUCACCCAUGCUUGAACAAAGAAUCGGGAGAGUUGAGAGAGUAUUUGUUAGCAAAUUUAGGCCUGUUGGAGCAAGUCCUAAUUAAACUGAGGAAGACCAUAGAGACGUAUAGGUUUAGGACGUCAGUGUCAGACUUUGAGUAUGGCAUCCUGGACGUAGUUUUGAAACCUAGAGACUCGUUCACAGCACACUCACCGGCCAUUAAGUUGCAUGUCAUGGACACAAGAUAUAGAAUUUUACUACUGAUUGACUCAUUUUCAAAGGGAGAUAUUGUCAUCCAUAGUGAAAAGUUAUUUGUGAUAAAGGAGUUUUACCAAUGGAUGUAUAGACAACUCCAUUUCGUACACAUAACACUCCUGCAGAAGCUCUCGAGAGUGAUAUACCUAAUACCAAACCACUGCACGGAUUUGAAAGAUAGAUGGCUAAGGUGUAUUAACUCAACAACACCACAAGAAGAGUUGUUACACGGCUUUAAAUUUAAAGAUAUGCCACUAAUUGAUAAAAUAGGAAAUUCGAUAUUGAAGGAGUUAUUGGGUUCAUUAGGUAUAUUGAACACACUAAAACAGUAUGCAGUAAGUAAAAUGGAUAAAUCAAGGUCGGUUGAUUCGCCAAGAACGGGUCUGCUUAAUAAUUUGGAACAAAGUAAGGACAAUGGUAGUCAGAUCAAGACUAAGUUGCUGGAACUCUUGAGGAAGUUGGUGCUGGUUGAGGAUUUGGAUGAGGAGUUUAAAUCACAUUUUAAUUUGCCAGAAGAUGAAACCCCAAUGAAACAACUUAAACAAGAAGAUUUCGCAAUCAACCUGAGCUUCUACGACGAUCAUAACAUUUCUAUGCUCGCUGAAGUCAGAAGUAACAAAACUACGUGUUUCCAAAGAUGCAUGACAUCAGCCAGUAAAACAAUUCUUAACACCUCCCAGAACAACCCUAAAUUAUCUUAUAAAGCAAGAAGGAAAGAGGAAAUGAAGGCCAUGAAGUCAGUAGAAGGAGAUUUGAAGACGAAUAAUGAAUGGAACAAGUACUUUAAUCAUCGAGUAGAUGAAGUAGUGUUAUCAAAGAGUUUUAGCAUUGAGGAGCCGGUGGUGCUCUUAAUCUGCAGUUAUCUUCACAAGUACUUGAGCUGUGAUGAUAUUGCAAUGUCAGACUUCCCGCAGCGCUUUCAAAUCAUUCUAUACCUUUCUUCCUUUAUGCAGACUGGGAUUUUGCCCAACUUUAACCUCCUCAAGCACACUGUUACGGACAAUGAAAACAGCAACUUUAAAAACCAAAUCCCUCUUAUCUCACACGCAAUCAUGGCCGCUUCAUCACUGUGGUUUUAUAAAAUUAAUACACCGUCAGAUCCAGAUUCUCUGGAGGGAGUCACCUCUCCAGCAACAAGAGAUCCCUCAGUAGAAUACACUACACAAACCACCAAUUUAGAUGAUGAAUCCGAGAUUUUCAAGAGGCUUAGACUAUCAAGCACAGGAAUAAAAGAACGGUUAAGAGCAAUGGCGAGGUUGAAGUUUAAGAUAACAGAAAGUGUUGCUAAGCAGUUGUAUAUACUGUUGCAGAUGCCCACAAAUGUGCACUAUUUGCCAGUUGGAUUGUCUGAACUGGAUUCAUAUCUUCUUUUUGACAUAUUCAAAUAUAAAAUAGGAGGAAACUUUACUCCAGAGGAUUUGCUCCCCAACUACACGUUUCAUGAUAAAAGCUGCAUUGAGCUCAUUACUCUGUCCAGUAUUAAUGACCUCUCAAAGUCAGUACUAACACAGAUGAAGACGAUGGAUUCAAAUGACCCAUACACUAAGGUCCACUUUAUAAUCUCGCAGUUGAUUAAUUAUCAGUCCCCAACUCUCUUUGCAAUUAUAUCAGGCAAUGAUGCUCCUAACAUAAUUAGUAGUGGAGCUAAGAUUGGCCCAUCAUCGGCCAAAUCAACCUACUCUGUAGUCGGAUCGUCAAACUCUGUAAAUAGAGGUUCAGUUGAUGUAAAGUACAAUUAUGACUAUUCCCUACUGACACCAUCCUCAAUAGAGAGGACCGUAAUGACAAUAUUAUCCCUGAGGUUGGCCUGUGUGAACUUUAAGAAUGAGUUGUUCAAGUGCUUGUGUGAGUUCUCACGAUUCGUAGAAUCCGACGGACUCUUCUACGUCCUUUCAGUUUUCGUGAUCCUGUUCAGAGCUCUCUACCCAAGGCUGUCAGAUCAUAUUCCCAACCUUUCACUGUUUGAAUCAGAUGAUGAUACUGACAAGUCAUGCUGCAAUAUGGUUAACAUUUUCAGAUACAUCGUGAAUCAAAAUUCAAAGAUAUUCGUUAAUGAGUGCGUGGAACGUGUAAGGGAAACGAGUGAUCCAUCGCUGGACAAUAACGGCUUGAUUCCCCUGAUUACCGAGGAGAUGCUGCAGAUGUUGAGGUACCAGUGCACAGUAUCGAGUAAUAUCUGGAACGGCUUCCUCCAUUUCGGAGAGUUCGCGUCUCUCCUCUCAAACUGCAGCAUAUUGCACUACAAAACACUGUAUGAGAACCUUAAAAUUAAUAAUGAGAUGGUAAUGCCGGAGUUCAGAAAGCUGAUGGUGUUACAGCGAGAAUUCGACUCUAGUUAUAUAGUGAGGGCACCCGUAAGUGACCCAGUCCAGCAGGAGCAGAGGCUAUUGAACUGCAUGUUCUUCUGCUACAAAAACUCUAACCAUAGGGUGAGUGGAUACGUCGAGUUCUUAAAACUCAUAAAGGAUAACCUGAGCAGGGCUCUAGAACACAAGUUCGUUUCAAUGUCAGACAUGGUAGAUUCUUCUGUGGAUAACGAGGAGUGGAAGAGAAUUAGCAGUGCGAACAUGUACACCCAAGGUGUAGUAAACUUGGUCACGGUGCUUAACGCAUCUCUGAAGGCGUCGUUUCACCUCUCACCCCCAGUUGAAUGGCUCAUACUGCCGUUCACAAGCGCAUGCGAAAACUCGCUCAGGUGUUACAAUAAGGCGCUUCUGAAGUUCUACAAACUCAGUAAUCUCUACAAUAUACAUGCCAACAUCAUCGAAGGGAUCCCAUCAGGACUUGGAGCUGGAGCUGAGGUGGGAGAAGAUGAAAAGAAAACUAAGAAGACAUUGUGGAAGAGGCUGAAGAACACAAUUGGAGCCAAGUCACCUAAAAAUUCCUCAUUCUCAAGCAUUGUUAGCCUGAUUGAUAAGUACAGUAACAACUUUAAAUCGAAGUCCGUACUUGAGGACCUUACACGCAUUGCAAACAUGGAUUACCUCUCAAAUAACCUAAUUAAGGUGCCUGAGGAUAUAUUCGGAUUCUACUAUAACCAGAUUAGGCAGAGGGACCCGGAGUAUUCGUAUGUGCAUAACGCUAUAGGAACUUCAGUGGUCUCGAAUGUGGACCGGUUUUUCUUCAUUGAGCCACACCAAUUGCUUGAAAUCCCACACUCAAAGUCACUGUCAUCACUCAUCUUCGCGUCACAGAGGAUCCUUAAGCGUGAAUCCAAGCAGCUGAUCAUGGACACCAUCACGGUAGUUAUGUGGAAAAUGGUACUGGUGGAUUUCAAACAUCAUAUUUUCUAUAACCUAUACACGCCAGAAGUCAGUAACGGAUACAGGAUUCAAGAUAUUGUGGAAAAGUUCCCAGAGAGCAUCUUCCUCUUCAUUGAUAAAAUACCGCAGUAUUAUAUCCAGUUCGCAUACAACAACUUCUUUGACGCCUUUAUCAAGACAAUCUUCUACAUAAUAAAAUAUAAAAGCAGGGAUAAUAGGCUCCCGAAAUCAGCAAUAAAGAUAAUAUACCAUGAUGUUGAUUCGUUGACCAGGUUGGUGGAAAAGUACUCACAUGAUAAUUUGGAGCUUUUGGAAACUGUUAAAAAUUAUAUCAAAUCACUUGUUAACUAGUUUUUUAAUUUUGUCAAUAUUCCUUA